Molecule: messenger RNA, 402 nt
Organism: Medioppia subpectinata
Lineage: Eukaryota; Metazoa; Arthropoda; Arachnida; Sarcoptiformes; Oppiidae
Source: the annotation of a GenBank genome assembly
AACAACGCCGGUGUUAUGACAUACGGGCACUUAGAAUGGGGUAAAUUUUCACAAUACACUAAAGUGUUUGAUGUGAACGUGUUUGGUGUGGUUCGGGUGACCAGAAAAUUCAUACCACUUAUACGAGAGUCAAAAGGUCGCUUAGUGUUCACAACCUCUCAGGCGGGUCGAGUGGCGUUAGACAAUCUCGGCGUGUAUUGUAUGUCCAAAUCGGCGAUCAUAGCGUUCACCGAUGUUUUGCGGCGAGAGAUGCGACCCUUUGGGGUCCGGGUGUCGAACAUAGAGCCCAUGCUAUUUAAGACAGCAAUGGUUGGUUUGGUUAAACAUGAGUUCAACACGAAUUGGUCCGAAACGGACGGUGCAAUACGGGAGGUCUACGGCCAGGAGUACUCCGACCGUUAG